Messenger RNA from Platichthys flesus (European flounder), 987 nucleotides. RefSeq lists its product as uncharacterized. The coding region runs from base 72 to 947 and encodes 291 amino acids. The transcript has 4 exons. The record is from RefSeq and is a predicted model, not a curated record. Gene Ontology annotation, biological process: response to bacterium. NCBI's taxonomy places the organism in Eukaryota, Metazoa, Chordata, Actinopteri, Pleuronectiformes, Pleuronectidae.
CACGCUUUAAAUCAGCUAAAGUUGGUGAAGACGUGACUUUGGACUGUUUCUAUGACGAUGAUUCUACAGUGAUGCUAUACUGGUUCAAACAGAUUCUUGGACAGAAACCAAAGAUCAUGUCUAAGGUCUAUAAGCACGACGGCGGUGAUGAAAAGGACAAACUGACUGGUGAAUUCAGGAAUGAUACGCGCUUUAAACUGGAAAUUACCACAGGUAAAAAUCAUUUGAAGAUCUCAGAAGUGCAAAUUUCAGACUCAGCUACUUACUUCUGCAUAACAGGCUUUUUAUACACGUAUGAGUUCAAGGAGAGCAUCACUCUCAGUGUGAAAGGUUCAGGGUCUAACAUCCAAGCUGUGGUGCAUCAGUCUGAGAGCAUCCAGCCAGGAGGCUCUAUGACUCUCAGCUGUACAGUUCACACUGGGACCUGUGAUGGAGAACACAGUGUUUACUGGUUGAUGAACUCUGAAGAACCUCAGCCAGGACUCAUUUACACCCACGGAGACAGGAACGAUCAGUGUGAGAGGAAACCCGACACACAGACACACACCUGUGUCUACAACUUGUCAAUGGAGAGACUGAACCGUUCUCAUGCUGGGACCUACUACUGUGCUGUCGCUGCAUGUGGACACAUUGUGUUUGGAGACGGGACCAAAUUGGACUCUGAAGAUGUGGUGGACUAUCUUCCCUUGGUGUAUUUCCUGAGCGGAGCUCUGGCGUUCACAACAAUCCUGGUUGUUUCUCUGGCUUACACAGCACAAAGAGCGCUCAAGACAAACUGCUGCCAGGGCUCAGAAUCUCAAGCAGCGGCAGCAGCUCUGAAUGUGGAGGGUCAUCAAGAUGAAGACGACCCACAUUAUGCUGCUUUAAUGGAGCACAGCUUCAGCAGAGCAAGAAGACAAACAGACGGUGACGGGACUGAAUGCGUGUACACCAGUGUAAAGCAGUAGAUCUGAACAUCUUACACUUCCAUUUAUGAUGAAUGUAAAG